This is a messenger RNA of Trichoplusia ni (cabbage looper), 1220 nucleotides long. RefSeq lists its product as uncharacterized. Bases 258 to 1004 code for a protein of 248 amino acids. The record is from RefSeq and is a predicted model, not a curated record. Lineage: Eukaryota; Metazoa; Arthropoda; Insecta; Lepidoptera; Noctuidae. The transcript has 7 exons.
CGAGACUUUCAGUGUUUCUAAACUCUACAGCUAACAAUCUAGCAGCGAAUCGUGACAAUUCCAUGAAUGGAAUAAAGUGUACAAAUGACUAAGUUUAAACUAUGUUGUGACUUACGAACACACAUUGUGUUUAGAAUCUAAAACAAAAUAGUUCUAAGCAGUUUAUUUCAUUAGAUUGUUGCUACAAGCGGAACAAUAACUAAAAACACUUGCCAAUAAUACCCGGAACUUAUUAGGGUGAAGUGAACACAGUGAAAAUGCAGCUGGGAGCGUUAGUUUUUUUAUUAUACCUUUUAUUUCCCGCCUUUUUUGCUGAGGACGUAAGCUAUCAAGCGUGUGUGGACAAAUAUUCAAGAAAAGGCUACCAGCCGUGGCAGGAGUGGUCAGAUCACUACACGUGUCACAGAUAUCGUUGUGAAAUAAGAGAUGGAAAAUAUUUUAUAGCAGCAGUCGGGUGUAGAAAACCAAAAAUACCCGAAAACGCCCUAGAAUGUCAUGAGUACAUUGAAGAUGAAAAUGUGGAGUUCCCCACGUGCUGCGCCAGAUUAAGAUGCGUUGUUGAAGUUAACGGCGAGAGGAUAGUUCAAACAAGAGGUCAGCCUGGUGAACUAUUCCCUGACAAGCCAUGGAAGGGCCAGCAAAAUGAGCCAAACCCCGCGGUAGUGGGUAUGAGUGGCAUCCAGCAGAAUACAGUGGGAGGUGAACCGCAAGGACAGCCAGCGCCCGGCAUAUUCAACAGCAGAGGAGCAGCGGAUGGCAACGAUAUUAAUGGACGGCGCUACGUAGAUCCAUACCCCAGUCAACAAAUGCAAGAAUCACCAAGAAAGAAGAGAUCCACAGUCUACCCUCUCUUCGAUAGGACACUCGGACGAGAAUCCGGCUCUUACCAACCUCACCAAGUCAAAAUACACGGAUACUCGCCUGAACGAUACACCUCUUACUUUUCCAAUAACAAUCUCAAAAGCCUUUCUAACCCUAAAUUACAUCUCAAUAUCAUGUCCUAAAUACUCAUAUGUAUUACUUUGUUACCUAUGUACCUACUAUUCGCACUAUUUAACUAUCGUUUUAAUUUAUAAUCUUGUGUAAUGCUUUUGUUAGUAGUGUAGAGAACUGAUACAAAACACUAAUUUAAGCCGUUGUUCUGUUUUUUGUUAUUAUACAGUAGCAAUUUGUUAAUCUCUGUAUUUGUUGAUACAUUAUUAUUAAAUGUUUAGUAAAUA